AUGGUGGCCAAACCUCUCUGGAUGUAAUCAGAUGGACUCAGAAUCCUUGGUGGUCUGUCUGAGAGGAAAGAGUGAAGAGGAGAUUCUGGCUAUCACCAAGGUCUUCAAAAUCAUGCCUGCUGUGGUGGAUGGGGUGUUCUUUCCCAGGCAUCCUGAGGAGCUGUUGGACUCUGCUGAUUUUCGACCUGUCCCCAGCAUCAUAGGUGUCAACAAUGAUGAGUAUGGCUGGGACAUCCCAACUUACCUGUGCAACAUUGAUACUGGGGAAAAGAUGGACAGAGAGACCAUUCAGGCUGUUCUACAGAGCACACCAACACAACUGAUGGUGCCUCCUGGUGUUGCUGACAUUCUGAUAGAGGAGUAUUUGGGAGACAGUGAAGAUCCUGAGAUUCUCCUAGCACAGUUCAAGGAGAUGAUGGAAGACUUUGUAUUUGUGGCCCCUGCCUUGCAAGUAGCACAUGUUCAGAGUCCUCUUGCCCCCGUCUACUUCUAUGAGUUCCAGCAUUCACCCAGCUUCUUAAAAGAUGUCAGACCACCUCAUGUGAAGGCUGACCAUGGUGAUGAGAUUUUCUUUGUCUUUGGAUCCUCCUACUGGGGCAGCAAAUUUGACUUUACUGAGGAGGAGGAGCUGCUGAGCAGGAGGAUAAUGAAGUACUGGACCAACUUUGCAAGACAUGGGAACCCCAACAGCAUGGACCUGCCCAACUGGCCUGUGUUUAACCAGGAUGAACAGUACCUGCAGCUAGACUUCCAGCCUAAUGUGGGAUAUGCUCUGAAGGCUAACAGGAUGCAGAUGUUUACCAAGACUCUUCCCCAGAAGAUCCAGCAGCUGAAGGAUGUUGAGAAGAAGCACACAGAGCUGUAG
Onychomys torridus (southern grasshopper mouse) is the source of this 865-nucleotide messenger RNA. RefSeq names its product acylcarnitine hydrolase-like. Gene Ontology annotation, molecular function: carboxylic ester hydrolase activity. NCBI's taxonomy places the organism in Eukaryota, Metazoa, Chordata, Mammalia, Rodentia, Cricetidae. The transcript has 7 exons. The record is from RefSeq and is a predicted model, not a curated record. The annotation marks the transcript as partial. Gene Ontology annotation, cellular component: intracellular membrane-bounded organelle.